CACACUCACCGCUGACGCUCUUUACUCAAACUCUUUGGUUGUUUACAGAUUUUCUCCUUUAGCUUCGGCCAGAUUUUCUCUUAGAGCUAAACCCUUUAAAAUCUUAUCUUCAACAUGGGAUGUGAUGGUGGAACCAUACCGAAAAGACACGAACUUGUCAAAGGACCGAAGAAAGUGGAGAAGGUUGAUAAAAAUGCCGAGUUAGCUGCCAAAUGGAAAUAUUGUGCACUGAGUCAAGAGAAAUUAAAACGACCCAUUGUUGCCUGUGAACUGGGCAGACUGUAUAAUAAAGAUGCCAUCAUUGAAUAUCUGCUGGACAAAUCUGCAGAGAGACCAAACACUGAGGUUGUGGCUCACAUCCGUAGCAUCAAGGAUGUGAAGGAGCUGAAUCUGACCGAUAAUCCAGCAUGGGAAGGUGAAAGUCACAACAUUAAGGGUGAUUGUUAUGAAGACAUGCACUGCGCCAUGUUCAUCUGUCCUGUCGUUGGUCUGGAGAUGAAUGGAAAGCACAAGUUUUGUUACUUGCAGACGUGUGGAUGUGUUUUCUCCGAACGAGCGCUCAAAGAGGUUAAGACAGAGAUCUGCCACAAGUGUGGUGAUCCUUUCCAAGAAGACGACAUUGUGGUGUUGAAUGGAUCUAAGGAGGAAGUGGAGAAGCUGCAGAAAGCUUUGGAUGAGCGCAGAUUAAAAGCCAAAUCAGCCAAGAAAUCAAAGAAAAGUAAAGACGCAAAAUCCUCCAAGACCGAUGAUUCAACAGCAAACUUACUGAAAAACCCAGAGACCAAACCUGCAUCCAACGCAGCGAGCACAAAUGGAAACCACAGUGAUGCAGCAGGGCCCUCGACCUCGGGUGAAAGUUCAAAGGCAGUAAAGACCCUGACUGGACCUGCCACGGGUAGCAAGAGGUCAAUUCAGGACAUGAAGGAUAAAUCUGAGACCUACAAAUCCCUCUUCACUUCUCACAGCUCUGCCAAACGUACCAAAGACCAGAUAUCUAACUGGGUCACCCACACUCCAUACCACUUUUAAGUACACCCUUCAGAGAAGAGCUCACUUUAUAUAACAGUGACAGCGCUCUCUAGUGGUCAUGCUGUGAAUGAGCAAUUAAUUGCACCACACAACAUAAUUGAUAGAGGCAGUGUUGCUUCAUUUUAUUUUAGAACUUGUUUCUUUUUUGCAUUGCAUUUUCAGCUUAAUUUUUUUUCCCCACAUCUGGAUAGCAUAUAACUGAUAGUUUAAUCAAUUAUAUGCUUGCUAAUCUGGUUUAAUAGUUGUUACAAAACUGGGUAAGGUAAAUGUUUUUGUCAUUAUUUUAAAUAACUAUUGUACUCUCAUGGUAAAGUGCUUGCAGUGUCUUGUUUUUAAACAUCUGUUGAUGCUUUAUUUCAGGUUUAGACAUAGUCUUGCAGUUUAUGGCCACACCUGAUCUGUAACUAUUUCUGUGUACUUGUAGUAAAAAUGCUUCCUUCAUAUCUUUGACCACAUGGUGGCAGUAGAGCUCCACAGUUCACCACUGAAACACGACUCAAACUUUUGUAGUUAUUUCUUUACUUUUUGCUUUUCGUCCAAUGUUAUGGUGUAGCAUUGACAGUUUGAGAAAUAAACAUCUACAUCUUCA
Molecule: messenger RNA, 1618 nt
Organism: Misgurnus anguillicaudatus (oriental weatherfish)
Lineage: Eukaryota; Metazoa; Chordata; Actinopteri; Cypriniformes; Cobitidae
Source: RefSeq, a predicted model, not a curated record